AUGGGCGGCAGGCUGCCCAAAGGCACGAAGGACGGCAGGUUGACCAAGGGCACCAAGGACGGCGGGCUCACCAAGUGCACGAAGGACGGCGAAGGCACCAUGGGCACGACGGACGGCGGAGGCGCCAAGUGCGUGGAGGGUGGUGGGGAGAACAAGAGCGCGACGGCGACACCAAGUGCGUGGAGGGCGAGAGCGAGGAGAGGAAGCAAGAACACUCAACGAGAAGUCUGCGCCUGGUGGUCGCUCACACGGUAUCCACCCGCCCUCGCCGGACGACGCGCGCGUGAAAGGAGACAAGAUGAAGAAGAAGGGUCCAAGAUGGAGAAGGAGCGGAGGUCAGAGCAGGAGGCGGCAGACACACCAGCACACCGCCUCGCCAACCAGCACCGCCUCGCCAACCAGCACCACCAGCACCACCAGCAGCAGCAGCAGCGCGGCGCCUGCGCUCGUUGA
This is a messenger RNA of Phytophthora sojae, 453 nucleotides long. RefSeq lists its product as hypothetical. The transcript is spliced from 2 exons. Bases 1 to 453 code for a protein of 150 amino acids. Lineage: Eukaryota; Oomycota; Peronosporomycetes; Peronosporales; Peronosporaceae. The record is from RefSeq and is a predicted model, not a curated record.